AUGGAUCAACAAAAUGAUACAAAUAUUGGAGCUGAUACUGUGGAGAGAGAAGAUUUUUCAAAAAAUGUUGAGGAAGAUCAUGAAGCUUCUACGCGGUCCAAGAAGAAAGAGGCCUCUCUAUAUCUUAAGGAGGUGAUUAAAUACCAUGGUAUGGGGUUGGUGGAAACUAAGAUCAAUGCAUUUGAUAAAGUUUCCUUUGAGAAGAUUAUGGGAGCUGAUUGGGAUUUCUAUCUCAUUCCAUCUGAUGGCCUAUCUGGAGGAAUUAUGGUAUUGUGGAGGUCUGAUUUAGCUUCUUUCUCAGUUUUAAAGGAAGAAAAUCAGUGUAUUUUUGGAGAUCUCAAUGUCUUCAAUAAAGGAGUGUGGAUGAUUGCUACUAUAUAUGGCAACAAGGAUGUUGUAAAGAGGAGAGAUUUUUGGAGGAGUUUACAGAAGGUUUCCAUUAGAAAGGUUCCUUUCAUUUUUGGGGGAGACUUUAAUUGCAUCUUAUCUCAAGAAGAAAAGAGGGGUGGAAGGAAAUUUUUUUUUUCUCAAGGUCCAAUAGAGAUGGCUGAUUUCUUAAAUAUGAGUGACCUCCAUGAUGUGGGAUUUGUUGGUCAAAGAUUCAUGUGGUGUAACAAUAAAACAGGAGGAGAUCGUAUUCUUGAGAGACUGGACAUAUAUGUGUGGAUUUCUUACAAAGCUUCUUCUCUCAUUAUUGCAAGAGUUUGGAGGAAUGCAUUCCAAGGUAGUGAUAUGGAGAUUCUCAAUAAGAAGUGCAAGAAAGCUUUGAAGGAUUUGUUUUAUUGGAGCAAGGCAAGGAUUAGGGACUUUUCUUUGGACAAGGAGAAAUUAAAAGAAGAAAUCUCUCUGAUUCAAGAAGGAGAGGCUUCGGUUGGAUGGCUUACUGAAGAAAAACUUUGGAUGCUGAGAUCAAAAGUUAAAGAGCUUAAUUCAGUACUUUCAAGGCUUAAUACAUGGUGGAGACAAAGACCAAAUGCUAAGGGGAUAGAAGAAGGUGACACUAAUUCUAAAUUUUUUCAUUCUUUUGCCAACACAAGAAGAAAUGGAAAAAGAAUUUCUCAAAUUAAAGAUGCUGGGGGUGUGAUCACUGAAGAACCCGAAGAGAUGCAUAAGGUGUUUUUCCAGUUUUUCCAAAAUAAAUGGAAACAGAGGACUUGCUGCAUUGAUAAUUGGCCAAACCCACUAGCUAUUCUGGAUGAUGCUGAUAGAAGAAUCUUGGAGGAGAAAAUCUGA
Dendrobium catenatum is the source of this 1233-nucleotide messenger RNA. RefSeq lists its product as uncharacterized. NCBI's taxonomy places the organism in Eukaryota, Viridiplantae, Streptophyta, Magnoliopsida, Asparagales, Orchidaceae. The record is from RefSeq and is a predicted model, not a curated record. The coding region runs from base 1 to 1233 and encodes 410 amino acids. The transcript has 3 exons.